AAUAGCGUUGACAGUUUCAGGGAGGAGGUGCUAUUAAAAUCCCAUAGGAACAAAUGCUCUCUCCAGUGAAGCCCCAUUCACUUUUCUCAACAUGGCGAUGAAUGUAGUAGGAAAUCCUCAGAAGGGAAUCAGAGCCUCUCUGAUGAUGUUGAUGACUCUCUACGAAUAUCUGAAUUCCCGCAUCCCGUGCCGGUUAUGAUGUUGGAAAAAUGGACAAGUUUUCGACCAGCAUUUCCGAGAUCAAAUGGAGCGCGGUGUCCUUGCCUUUGGAUGUAAUAGUCAGUAAAUUCAUAUUGCCAACUCUGGUGCGGCUCAGCCAAGGGGAUCAUGUGGAGGGCUUGACAGAGCAGGAUGUGAUUCUGAUUCACUCCUGCAGACAAUGGACCACUGUGACUGCACACAGCUUGGAAGAGGGGCAUUAUGUCAUUGGUCCUAAAGUUGACAUCCCAUUGCAAUAUCCAGGGAAGUUUAAACUGUUGGACCAAGACCGGGAUGUGAGAGAGCCUGUCCAGUACUUCAGUAGCGUGGAGGAAAUAGCCAGUGUAUUUCCAGAGAGAGUCUUCGUGAUGGAGGCCAUUACUUUUAGUGUAAAGGUGAUCUCUGGUGAGUUCAGCGAGGACAGUGAGGCAUACAACUUCACCCUCCACGCUGGUGACGAGCUGACAUUGAUGGGCCAAGCCGAGAUCCUGUGCGCCAAGACGGUGAAGGAGAAGUCCCGAUUCAACAGCAUUCUGCGCAAGCUGGGCAAGACCAACACACUGAGCAAGCAGGUGAAGGGCAAGAUGCCCUGUCUGAUCUGCAUGAACCACCGGACCAACGAGAGCCUCAGCCUGCCCUUCCAGUGCAAAGGCAAGUUCAGCACCCGCAGCCCCUUGGAGAUCCAGAUGCAGGAGGGAGAGCACACUAUCCGCAGCAUUAUCGAGAAGGUCCGUCUGCCAGUAAACGUGGUGGUACCUACUCGGCCGCCCAGGAACCUCUACGACCUUCACGUCAUACGGGAAGGUCACCGCUACAAGCUUGUCAGCAUUAUCUCCAAGACUGUCGUCCUGUGCUGCAUCCUUCGCAAGGAGGUGGCCCCGUUUCACUUUCUGCUGCUUACGGACAUGCCCCGUUUCCUGCUGCCCGAGGGCCUCCUUCAUGGGGACCCCAUCUUUGAGACAGUGGCUCAUGAGAUCUCCCUGUACUGCCAGGAGCGAUUCAACCCCGACGAGUACUCCAAGGCAGUGAGGGAGGUGAAAACGGACUUCACAGAGGAGGGCACCAGCCCCAGGCGGAUCCGGGUGUGCCUGCAGGACUUUACUUCUAACUCCCUGAACUAUGCCCAUGAGGAGCUCACCCAGUCCUUUCAAAGGCUCUCUUUGUGCGUUUACAGUGGCAUGCUGAUGCAUGCCAAUGGUAAUCUCCAGUCUCAGAGCUGUAGGGACUCUCUGGGGGAGCACCAGAUCAUGCCCCAUGAACUCUUGACACCCUCGGAGGUCAGUGAGGCCGAAAGGGAGUAUGUGACUCCUGAAUGGGCAGAAAACGAGUUUCGAACUGUGGAGCAACUUGAAAUCCCCUAUGAGGAAUUAUGGACUAAUCAGAACCCUGAGAAUUAUUCAGAAGCCAGUGGAAACCCACAGGUGCAGAAAUGUGGGGGCAAAGGAGACCAGAAUCUUAUUUCUUUCCAUUCUUCAACUUCAUCUUUAGAGGAACCCGUGGGAUCAUCUCACAUCGCUGUAUUGCAAAUAGAGGAGAACAAACGUGUGCCAACUCCGCCCCCUGUACCCCCCAAAUCAGAAGCUGUGAAAGAGGAGUGUCGCUUCUUAAACGCUCCCCCCGUUCCUCCGAGAGGCAGUAAAGCAGUCCCUGCUCCCAGCCCUCCAGUGCCCCCUCGCUUUCCGAAGACCCAGCUCCAGCAAGCACAUAUCCAACCGGCCCAUUCACCAAACCCCAGUCUUUCAUACUAUUCCUCCGGGCUCCACAACAUUUCUGGAACUCGCAGUGGUAGCUGUUCACCUUCUCCAGACUCUUACUCCCUCUACUGUUACCCGUGUAACUGGAGUGACUGCAAAGCCUUUGAUACGUCCACACGACAACUUCCUGGCAGCAACGGGGCCCCUGGCAUGCAGCCAGCGCAAACUUCACGGUCGGACCCUUGGGCCUAUACAGACACUAUGCCCAGUGUGGCCAGUGGGCGUUCCACCCCCCUCCUCAGCACCGACACCUACAAAAGCUAUUACAGCUGCCCUAGGCUGAAGCCUCCUCACUCUCAGAAACGUUUUGCUCCUUUUGGGGCACUGAACCCUUUCGCUAACCCUGGAUACUCCAGCAGCCCUUCCUCGUCCCCAGCCGAAUGGUUGGAGCCAGGGGACUGUCAGAAAUCUCCUUCCCUUGCCUCUGAACCCACUGAUCCUUUCGACCCACCCAACAGCCGGAGCACCUCUCCAGAUAUUGCUUCUCUCAACUCGGGAGACAUGAGGUUCGAUCAGGACCUCUGGAACCGCCAUGCAGAACAAAUUUACAAGUCUGGCGAUGGUGGGAUAUGCGCUGUCCCACCACCUCGGCCACCUAAGGGCUUUGAGUCUGAAAACAUAAUCAUAAGAAGCACAGCUCCACUCUCCCCCACCAUUGUGAGGGGCGCGGAAGGUGGCAUCACCAGGGUUUACCUCACCCAAGGGGUAAUUGAGGUCCCACCUGUAUCUACAAGAUGCAGCCCCGAGACUCCUGUGUCAGCCUCUUCCCCCCUCGCGUCAGGUAUGGCCCGAGCUAAUGGGGACGGAUCCGCAUGGCAGCCCCCUUCAGACAUCUCAACACUCUCUGUGGAAGAGGUUUCCAAGUGCCUGAGGUUUAUAGGCCUCUCAGAAGAUGUGGUAACUUUUUUUGUCCGUGAGCGCAUUGACGGGAGCAUUUUCGUGCAGCUGAAUGAGGAGAUUCUCUCAGACGACUUCAAGCUGACAAAGCUGCAGGUCAAGAAAAUCAUGCAGUUUAUUAAAGGCUGGAGGCCAAAAAUAUAACGCUCCACUCAUGUGUGAGGCUUAUAUUUGUGACUUGUGUUUGGGACCAAGGUUGAUCUUCCUGGAGAUAGAAUGAAGAUACUGUACUACAAAAGAAAACAAUAUUGGGUAAGGAGGGAUGGACAUACGGUUGGAGGGAGGAAGGGAUAAAGGAAUGUGAGAUUUGAAUUAGUACAAACCUGAAUUUAGAGUUUCAGUGUCUUGUUGGAAUACUACUGAAGAUUGAAUGUUUAUGACUUUGGUACUUUGUAUAUCUUCAUCUAUCCAGCUCAAAUCCAGGCAGAAUUGAAAUGUAUCCUAGUUUUGUAUAUUAAAUCUGAAGUUCCUGUCUCGGUUAACAUUCUGCAUGACACUUAGAGUAACAUACAUAAUUAUGAUUCCUAUGGGAAACUACUCGGUUCUGAACUAUUGAAGUUCUCAACAUUCUCAGCUCAUACCUUUGGGUUCUGCACAGUAGGUCUGUCUACAGGCUGAGAAAGCAAGCGCAAGGUGGUCUUGGUGGCAGAGUGGGAUAAUGCACUUCCCUUUCAGCGUAGCAGACCUGGAUUCAAAUCUGAUUUAUUUCACAAAUUGAGAGUUUCCUGCCCACAUCACAAAAUCAAACACACAAUUUAACUCUAAUGUCACUAGGUAGUUUUGCAUACAAAUAUAUAACUGAAAGAAAAGCCAUGGAUUGGGUGGGCAUGGAGACUCAUCUGCUCCCUUAUCCCCAGAAAGGGUGGUUCUUCUUGGCUGGUUUGAGGCAUGCCUGCAGGGACAGUGUAGGGAAGCUCACAUUGUCACUGCCUGUGCUUUACUCCUUUGUGAUAGAGAGGAAUUCACUCUCCAUUCCAGCCCCUUUGAUGAUCACCAAAAGAUUCACAUUUUCAAGCAAUGUCAGCUUAAUCAUUUCUGUGGCUUUGAAAUCCCAGCUGCCUUAAGCUUCUUUAUUCUGCAUACCCAAAUUCAACUUAAUGUACUGGGUAUGUGCUUCUCAUGUUAAUAACACCUUUAACAUUGUGAUUCCUAGUUUACUGCUUAAAUGUGCUAAGUAACUUGUACCCUGUGCCACAUCAAUACAGCAACACAUAUCACCGUGCAGUUUAAAGAACAGCCACCCAAGAUGCUACUGUGAGCAAUUAUAGAAUGAAAUAAUGUACAAGAAAGAAACCAUGGUAAUGGAAAUUACAGUAGUCAUUUGUUUCAUUUCUAAGAAUCUGCUGAACAUGUGAUUUGCUUUCCCUGUAACCAUGGUACAGAAACACAGGUUUCUGAAAUGAAGCAAGUAUUCUAGCAGAACAUGCUUUGGGUUAUGUAGAGGCAAGAGGCACAUGUUUGGCCAUUCCCAUUCAGCUUUGAUAUUCAUGGUAUUUUAAGUAGAGAAGAGGUUUGCACACGCCACCCACUAGAAUGCAAUUUAUGAGCUAAUCAGUGGGAUAUGUGUGUAGGUGUACAGUAUUGAUAACGAUCUAUGUUUAUUGGAUAGGUUACAUCAACCAUAGCUUAGACAGACAAUGUUUAAGUGUCAGUAAUGCCAAAAGCCUGACAGACUAUGACAUACACCACUCUAGCAAGCUCACCUUAAAUGUACUUUUAAAUCCUGUAAAUGUGCUGCCACAACAUGAGCUCAAAUAAAAUUCACCAAAUAUGUACUAAAACAAAGCUCUCUCUCCCACUAAAAUUAAGAUUGGUCUUAUUUUCCUUGCUAACCAAUUUUGCAGUACCAGUACUAGUGUCAUUUUUUUUUUUAAAACUAGAGCUUAGAUGAAUUCAAAUGACAGCACUACAGCCAUUAGAAAGUAUAGUGAUGGCUGUCCCAUCAGUUGUAUUUAAUUCAGACCUAGGUACCUUAUCAUUUAGCAAUAUGCUGUAUAUUUCACUCUAUGUCACCGGCUGCACCGACUUUACAUGCCAGGGAUAAAGUCAUAAGAAGCUUAUAUUCAAGAUGCAAAAUUGAAACUUUUUUUAAUCUAUAUCUGAUAAUGUGCAUUGUUUGGGAGAUUUAUUGAGAAGCCACCAUCUUAUAAAACCCUAAUCCUUUUUACUAGUAACUCUGGCCUUUUAAUUCUUAAUGACUCACAGGCCAUGCUGGUCUUGUAAAACUACCACAUGGAACACAUUCAGACAACUACCUACAGUAAGAACAAUCUCUUCAUUUUUAAACUUUGCUAUUAAUGAAAAGGCUUUACUUAACAACCAUCCCUACUCUUGCGUACCAGUGAGGCUACUAGCUUCUGAAAAUACUCCUCUGGGAGGUAUGACAGAAUUUUUUUUUUUACUUUGUGUGUUUAUGGGUUUGUGUAUGUGUGGAAGGUCAGUUAAGGUAGAUCGAAUGAGAGGACAUGAAGCACAAGCGUUUCAAAUAACAAACACACAAUGAUUGAAAAGAGAAAACAGACUGGCAGGUAUAGUUCAACCUUAAGCAGCUUCUUUUCUCUCUCAAUCUUUCUACUACCAUUAAACAAGUGACUACAAGGGGUGUGUUGAGGACGAAAAAAGGAAACAACUAUACAAUAUAGAUAACUCCAGGUUAGUAUAUAAAUACAAAAGCAGCUCAGAGCUCAAACAUUUUAAGAAAGGCAAGUCCAACAAAACUGUCCACGUAGUUCUGCAUCAACGCCCUUUCUCCCCUCCACAAAAAACAUGCCUCACAGUCAUGUAGUCACACAGGUGUAACAUAUUGAUAAUACCUAAAACUUCUCUUUGUACACAAGAAAAAAAGUCUAUUUUAAAAUGAAAUGGCUACCAGAUGUUAAGCACAAAGUAUAAUUUGUAGAAGAUUUUGGGGGUGGGGGGGGCAAUAUUGUUUAUCAAAUCUCUUGGGAGCUCCACAAAUAAAAUAAAGGGCAGAUUUUAAAUGGCGUGGAAGAUGAUGGAAUUGCUUGGUUGCUGAUUUUCCAGUUCUGGGUUUGAUGUGGCUGGGCUGACUAUCACAAACACAUUUACACUAAUCUUACAUCAGAGUAUAUUAACUGUUGAGUUAAAUACAUUAUAAAUAUCCUGUAAAGAUGUGUGAAAUUGUAGUAAAAGUUUAGGGUCCAACAGCAAGUACUUCUCCUUGAAACCCCUGCAGAUCCAAUGUCAUGUUCUGCUUUCAAAAGUAGUACUCCAGUUCAAGCUUUGCUUCAGCAGUUUGGAAACCCAUUACCUCUGUGAAAAUCUAAAUUAAAAGGCAUCAUUAGGCUGUAACUAUGCUGACUUUCUAUCAAGGUACAACUUCAAGUUGCCUUUUGUACAUUGUUCUGAAGAAGCCUGUAAUUAAGCACACUAUUAAAAGACUGUAAUUUGA
Messenger RNA from Acipenser ruthenus (sterlet), 6261 nucleotides. RefSeq names its product GRB2-associated and regulator of MAPK protein 2-like. The record is from RefSeq and is a predicted model, not a curated record. The coding region runs from base 210 to 2993 and encodes 927 amino acids. NCBI's taxonomy places the organism in Eukaryota, Metazoa, Chordata, Actinopteri, Acipenseriformes, Acipenseridae. The transcript is spliced from 6 exons.